UGCCGUGGUGGUGGAGGAGGACAGAUCGCAGCUCUGGAGAUUCCCAGUGAGGGGGACACACAAAAACCAUCAUUGAACCCGCAGCCAGGAGCAGAGACCCAGUUUGCAGACCGUGUGUGUGCGGGUAGACGUGGCGGAACCGAAGCGGACAGCAGCGCGUGUACCGGAGGAAGGGAGUUGAGCAGUUAAGGGUUUAUUUUCUGUCAGAGGAAACCACUAGCAUGCUUUUCAACUUGAAAUUUAUGGAUGUUACAGGAUGAAACGUCUCAGGUCCUCAAGCAGCAGCGACAGUUCUGACAAUGAGAGUCCCUCAACCUCCUUCUGCUCGUCCCACAAGUAUGGCGGCAAACCUGAAACCCCCGCCUCCAACCCGAAGAAACCGGCUGAAGUGUUCAGAAAAGACCUGAUCAGCGCCAUGAAGCUGCCAGACUCGCACCAUGUGUCCCCAGAGGACUACUACCUGCUGGCAGACACCUGGAAGCAGGAGUGGGAGAAGGGAGUCCAGGUGCCUGCGAGUCCGGACACCAUCCCACAGCCGUCCGUCAGGAUUGUUGUGGAGAAGCCCAAGGAAGUCCUGUACACCCACCAGAGGAAGUACAUCCAGUGCUCUUGUCAGGAGUCAACUGAACCAGGUUAUGUCAACAUCAAGGAGCUGGCAGAGGCCAUGUGUCGCUACGAUCUGGAUGACAUGGACCUUCACUGGCUGCACGCACUCAACCGAGAGCUUGACCGCAUGGGGGAGGAACCCAUAGAUGAGCUGACGAUGGAGCGCACCCUGGAAGCCCUGGAGAGGCAGUGCCAUGGCAACAUGAAGCACGCCAUCGAGACAGUGGAGGGUCUGGGGAUAGAGUACGACGAGGACGUUAUCUGCGACGUGUGCCGCUCCCCGGACAGCGAAGAGGGGAAUGACAUGGUGUUCUGUGACAAGUGCAACAUCUGUGUGCACCAGGCUUGUUACGGCAUCGUCAAAGUGCCCGUUGGAAACUGGCUGUGUAGGACGUGCGUCCUCGGCAUCGACCCGCAGUGCCUUCUGUGUCCCCAGAAGGGCGGUGCCAUGAAGGCAACACGUGCCGGCACCAAGUGGGCCCAUGUGAGCUGUGCCCUGUGGAUACCAGAGGUGAGCAUCGCGUGUCCUGAGAGGAUGGAGCCCAUCACCAAAGUCUCCCACAUCCCACCCAGCCGCUGGUCUCUCAUCUGCAGUCUGUGUAAACUGAAGACCGGUGCAUGUAUCCAGUGCUCUGUAAAGAACUGCACCACUCCUUUCCAUGUGACAUGUGCCUUCGAGCACAGCCUGGAGAUGAAGACCAUCUUGGACGAAGGGGAUGAGGUCAAGUUCAAGUCUUUCUGCCUCAAGCACAGCAAAUGCAAACCUGGGGAGGCCAGCCUGAGCCCGGCACGCUCCAAACCCCCCAUAGAGGUGGUGAAGGUGGGCCAGCGGGCGCAGAGACUACAUGAGCUGGAGGAGGAGUUUUACAGUCUGAUCCAGCCGGACGAGCUGGCCCGGGCCCUCGGGCUCUCUCAGCGCUUGGUGGACUUCAUCUACCAUUACUGGAAACUGAAGAGGAAAGGGAGCUUUAACAAAGCUCUGCUGCCCCCUAAAGAGGAGGAGGAGAACCUGGUGCUGCAGCCUCAGGAGGACAGCAUCCACACACGCAUGCGGAUGUUCAUGCACUUGCGACAGGAUUUAGAGAGGGUGAGGAAUCUGUGUUACAUGGUGAGUCGGCGGGAGAAGCUGAAGCUGCUGCAGAGUAAAUCCCAGGAGCAGAUGUUUAACUUGCAUCUGCAGCUAAUGAACCAAGAGCAGUCUGCUGGCCUUCCUGCUUCAUUCCCAGUGGAGAGUACACUGUUCCGUCCUCCUCCGCGGAUUACUCUAAAGCUAAAAAUGCCCAAAGCUUCAAAUCUUGGAAACGGGAAUUGCAGUUCCAAAUCUGGUAAUGGGCCACUGUGUCCGGACAAUAGGGGUAAUGUUUCAGAAUACACAGGGGAGGGGCUUGGUCAGGGGAAACCUCAAAUGCAUGGCCGUGUUCGGCGAGACGAGCGAUCCAACGGCCGACUGGCUUCCUCGAGCCACUCCAUCAACCCAACGCUGCCUGUUAAACCAACCGGCAAACCGCUAUCCCUACACGCUGCACUCCACGGCCACUCGUCCAACAGCAACGGCAAGCUGGAGCAGGACCGAGCAAAGUCUAACGGCCGCCUAGAGAAGUUUGCGGCCCAGAGGGACAGCUCCUGCCAGACUCCCAUUCACCAGGACACCUCAAACGACAAGAGCAGCUUUCGUAAGUCUGCCAUAGAGCACUUCGGCAGGUCAUUCAAAGAGGCAACCAUUAACCUGGUACGGACCACAGAGGACCUGAGGGCCUCUGACAAACUGUCCCGCAAAGUGUCUUCCAAGGAGCGACUGUGGGCUAAACCCGUGUCUGAACACAAGGUGAAAAGCGGGCGAGCGUACCAGGACAGUGACGGAUACUGUCCCGACCUGGAGCUCAGUGACUCAGAGCCAGAGGCCAAAGGACGGCACCAACGGCAGGUGGACACUCCGAGGGAAGGGGUCAGUCGGGGGAAACAGUCGCUGGGCUCCCGGCACCCCAUGCAAAGACUUCCUAAGUGCCAGGCUGCCUCUCUGAACACAUUUCAAUCAGGGACCAGACCAAGACCCAGCGCUCACGUUGCCGUUCACACGAACCAGAAGAUGUUUGAUGGUUUUUGCCGUUGAUAGUUGCCCAGUAGAGUUCACGAGAAGCGUAGCUGUUACAGUGUUGAUUUAACCGGAACAAAUCUGUCUUCUGAGAUUAUCAUGCUUGCCUUUUGUUUAUGGCCAGCAUCACAUUUUGUAUUAAACAGCCCUUUUCCCCUGUACACAGGCUCAAUCUGCCUUUGACAAAAACUGUUGUACAUACAUUGUUCAAAUUGGGAUGUAAAUGUUGUGUAACUGAAACACAUGUUCCACUUAAUUGAUCCUUCAAUGUCACUGUGGCCAGAUAUUAAAACUGAAACAGCUAAUGGGAAUCCUGUAGAGAACUCCAGCAUCUACUCCACCUGUUUCCAUUGUUUUCCUCAAAGGUGACUGACAUGGUGGUUUCUACAAUCGUCAAAUAGUGGAGUCAUGUAAUUCUUAAACAUGAAUGCCUUUUGUGUAGGAUUACACUUCCCCAGAGUGAGGACCUUCAGUUUUUGCAGGUGUUAAAACAAUCAGAUUCUGGCCUAUAAGGGAGAAAAUGCCAGAAAAUAUAACUGCAUCCAUCGGGAAUGACUUGAAACUGGAUGCAUAAAGGCAAAGACUGAGUACAGCUCUUUCCUCAGAUAGUAACAUGAUCAGCCUUUAUCAACUGUUUUAUUUUUAUUGAAAAUUGAGGAGCUUGCCAAAUAUGAACCAAUUUUUAAUACAAAAACUAUUUUAUUUAAUAAAAAAAAGCUGAACGUCUCUUACACAGCUGUGACUUUAUAAAAACAGCUGUACAGAAACUGCCUAAAUGACUAACAUUGUAAAAGUUUACCAAACUAUGAUUUGAAGAGGACAUGUGAUCACACAGGGCAGUGUGAUGGUGCAGCAGCUGGCACUACUGCUUCACAGCAAGAAACGGUUUACAUUGGCUACUCCGGACACUUCAGCUUCCAACCAUAAUCCCCCUGCCAAACAAAUGCAGUGUAGCUUAGGUUAACUGGAGACUGUACUUUGAAGGUGUGGGGUGAAUGGUUGUUUGCCUCUGUAUGUUGGCCCUGUGAUGUCUGUGGACCUGUCCAUGGUGUAAGUCAGGGUGAAUCCUUCAUUUUGCCCAAUCUCAGCUGCGAUUGGCUCCCGCUCCCUCAGAACUCUCAAAUGUAGAAGCUGUAUAGAUGAAGAACAAAUACCAGUCCUUAUGCCUCCAUGCAAACGACAGCUGUGGAGACAUGUUUCCAUUUUGUCCGACCCUAAGACCCAUUGUUGUGAACGCGAUAUCUCAGGAACGCCAUGAUGGAAUUUCUUCAAAUUUGGCACAAAUGUUCACUUGGACUCGAGGAUGAGAGAGGUUCAGUAUUUGUUGGUCAAAGGUCACUUUGACCUCACAAUGUUCUAAACCAUUUUGGCAAUAAGAAUUACAGCAGAGUGUUCAUGGGUGCAGGGAGGUCUGGUUAUGUAAUAUAAUUCAACACCAUAACUCUGACAGAAUAAACACAAAAACAAUCUUGUGAUAUUUGUUUGGUACCUAGCUGCAGUAUUCACGUGGCAUAAUUCAGUUGUAAUGUCAGUACGUAACAGAUUGAUUCAAAUAUACCAAUAAACACA
This is a messenger RNA of Platichthys flesus (European flounder), 4267 nucleotides long. It is a transcript of the gene jade3, whose product is annotated as jade family PHD finger 3. Gene Ontology annotation, cellular component: histone acetyltransferase complex. The transcript is spliced from 13 exons. The record is from RefSeq and is a predicted model, not a curated record. Gene Ontology annotation, biological process: regulation of transcription by RNA polymerase II. NCBI's taxonomy places the organism in Eukaryota, Metazoa, Chordata, Actinopteri, Pleuronectiformes, Pleuronectidae. The coding region runs from base 257 to 2716 and encodes 819 amino acids.